CGGUUCCUUCUGUCCCACCCGAGUCAAGGAAAACCCAGAGAGAACCAUGUGGCCACUUUGGAUCGCGGCCCUCUUCCAUCUUGCAGCCUUCCAAGGGUUGGAACAUGAUUCCAGGGAGGUCUCCCAAGGGAUUCUGCAGGGGCUUCAGGACAGGAUGGAAAAUGAGACAAGCACCCAUGGGAGAUCAACGUGGCUGGUCAGCACAACUGCCCCCCUCCUCACCGUGCAAAGCAGCACCGACUACAAAGCCAGGCGGCUGAAGGCCCCAACCAUCACCGUCCGUGCCGAGAACGGGACCUGCCAGGCCCUCCUACGCUGUGCCGUGCCCGGAGAGGAAGCCGGCAACCUGAAUUUCACCUGGUCCCAGGUCAACGGCAGCGUGGUUCUCUCCCGGGCACAAACGCUGAACAUCACACAGAAGCCUCAGCGAGGCACCAUGGAUUAUGUCUGCACCGUAGGCAGCCAGGCGGGUGAACGCUCCAGCAUGGUUUCAUUGGAGAAGCAUUGCCAGAGCGCAGAUUCUGGCACGAAAACAGACCCUCCAGUCACCAGCAAAUAUCACUCGGCAUCUUUUUAUGCUAAAUAUAUCGCCCCACUUUUGAUCGUCCUUGUGGUCUUGCUGGUCCUCUUCUUAAUGUACAGACGAAAAAGAGGAAGAGAAAUCCACAGCAGCAUGGAGUCCAUCAACGAAUCUUCAGACUCCGACGAGGAGGUGGGUCCUUCAGUGGAUCAGACGGCAGAGGUCAGCUUCCUUCCCGAGGGUGUUAAACCUCUCCCUCAGGACAACACGUCCAUCGCAGAAGCCGCCGUCAGCAACCGGGAAAAGGCCUCCGAUACACCGAAGCAACUUCCAACUCAAGCGUGAUUUUGGCUUCAGAAUCUGGGUCUCUGCCUUCUCCCCUGUGUUAUAGAACAUUAAGGGUGGUGGGGUGGGGAAGGAGGGCUGACCACCCCAGGUAAGAAGCCCUGGACUGCCGACACACACAGGAGAAGGCCGCCCCCGUGUCAGGGUAUUGAGAGUUCAUGUAGAGACAUGGCAACUGCGUCAGCCAAUGAGGGCUGUUUGGAAACUGAAACCAUAUUUGCUGUGUGAGCAAGGAGCCUGGGCGGGGCUUAGCUCAACUGUUCUAAAGCUCUGAGUCUGUAUUUACUGUCACGUUGGAAAACCUGCUUUUGGUCUUGUAUAUUUAC
Messenger RNA from Thamnophis elegans (Western terrestrial garter snake), 1191 nucleotides. RefSeq lists its product as uncharacterized. The coding region runs from base 47 to 865 and encodes 272 amino acids. The record is from RefSeq and is a predicted model, not a curated record. The transcript is spliced from 7 exons. Lineage: Eukaryota; Metazoa; Chordata; Lepidosauria; Squamata; Natricidae.